Messenger RNA from Bactrocera dorsalis (oriental fruit fly), 3565 nucleotides. It is a transcript of the gene RpI135, whose product is annotated as DNA-directed RNA polymerase I subunit RPA2. The coding region runs from base 113 to 3481 and encodes 1122 amino acids. NCBI's taxonomy places the organism in Eukaryota, Metazoa, Arthropoda, Insecta, Diptera, Tephritidae. Gene Ontology annotation, biological process: DNA-templated transcription. Gene Ontology annotation, molecular function: DNA-directed RNA polymerase activity; ribonucleoside binding; DNA binding. The transcript has 6 exons. Gene Ontology annotation, cellular component: RNA polymerase I complex; nucleus. The record is from RefSeq and is a predicted model, not a curated record.
GCUAGCGAGCAACUAUGUAUUUUGACAUUUCUUGACAUUUCAUUCAUUUCACGUUUGUUAUGAGUUUUAAUUGUAAUUUUUUGAUUUGAACACUUAAAUAAAGCGCUUAAAAAUGAAAUUAUAUCCGACAUUAACAAAUAGUCGUCCCGACUUCAAAAAAUUCCCGGAUAAACUAAACGAGCAUUUAGAAAAUUUUGGAGCACCACAUUUGAAUUCCUUCAAUGAAAUGUUAACCGAUGGCUUGGCGAAUUGUGCAAAGUAUAUGACUCCAAUUAGCUUCAAAACACCAGCGGGCGAACAAAUAGAACUCCGUAUAGAAAGUAUACAAAUUGCGCGUCCACAAGUGCCUAUGGCUGUGAUAGAUGUGCAAAAUCGUUUAACAUACCCAACCGAGUCAAGACAAUUGCAUACCUCGUACAUGGGCAUGUGCACUGUGCGUGUGGGAUGGACAGUUAGUGGUUUGGAGAAGGCACCAAUAGAUGUCGAUCUCGGUGAGGUACCUAUAAUGCUUAAGUCUAGUGCGUGUAAUAUCGGUUCACUAAAGCCGGAGGAAAUGGUAAAACAUGGCGAACACGAUACUGAAUGGGGAGGAAUAUUUAUUAUAAAAGGCAAUGAACGAAUUAUACGUAUGCUUCUGAUGAGUAGACGCAAUUACCCGAUCGCAGUAAAACGUUCCUCAUGGAAGGAUCGUGGUGCAAAUUUUAGUGAAAUUGGCAUAAUGGUGCGCACAGUGCGGGAAGAUGAGACCUCUUAUAACAAUGUAUUACACUUUCUCAACAACGGAACUGCAAAACUUAUGUUUUCUCAAAUGAAAAUGAUGUCAUAUAUACCGAUAUGUCUAAUAUUACGCUGUUUGGUGGAUUUUACUGAUGAACAGAUUUACCGCCAUCUAGUACGCGGUUACGAAAAAGACCAGUAUUAUGUAUCAUGUGUGCAGACAAUGCUUAGAGAUGUCCACGGCGAGGGACUGCAUACACAUAAAGAUUGUAAAUCAUAUUUAGGAAAGAUUUUCCGUUCAAAAUUCCCUGAAGUGCCAGAAUGGAAAACCGAUGCAGAUGUUACUGACUUCAUUCUAAAUGAAAGAAUACUCAUACAUCUGGGAACACAUAGAGAAAAGUUCGAUAUGUUAGUAUUUAUGGUGCAAAAGUUGUUUCAAUGUGCACAAGGCAACUAUAAAAUCGAAAAUGUAGAUUCGGUAAUGAUGCAAGAGGUUUUACUUUCCGGUCACUUGUAUCAGAAAUUUUUAGCUGAUCGUAUCGAGCUAUGGCUACAAUAUGCGAAAAAAUAUUUACUUAGACGUUUAGAAACCCCAGACGCGCUUAUAACUCCAACUCUGCUUACAAAUUGUUUACGAAAUGCAGGUGGCGUUUCGCACGCCAUGGAAUCCUUCCUCGCCACCGGUAAUGCGCCUUCGCGUUCUGGUUUGGGUCUAAUGCAGAAUUCUGGUUUGGUUGUAAUGGCAGAAAAUAUCAAUCGCAUUCGUUACAUGUCACAUUUUCGUGCAGUACAUCGUGGUUCAUACUUUACAACAAUGCGUACAACCGAAGCACGUCAAUUGCUACCGGAUGCUUGGGGCUACAUUUGUCCCGUCCAUACGCCUGAUGGUGCGCCUUGUGGUUUGCUCAAUCACUUGACUGUAUCUUGUCGCAUAUCACGCAUACCGAAAAAAGAGCUAGUUAUGGCUAUACCAAAGUAUCUAAUAGAAAUGGGCAUGAUACCUCUGGACUCGGAAGUCUAUGAUUCGAAUGCCAAGUUAUUUGUAGUAUUCCUGGAAGGAAAACUAUUAGGCUACAUUCGUCAAGCAGAUGCAGACAAAAUAGUGAAUAAGCUACGUUUGUUGAAGAUAGAAGGGCAUUUACCUGAAAUGAUGGAAAUAGCAUACAUACCUUAUAAAGCUAAGGGUCAGUUUCCAGGUUUAUUUCUUUUUGUUGGACCAGCACGCUUAAUGCGUCCAGUGAAGAAUUUAGCGCUUGGAAAAAUUGAAUACAUUGGCUCGCUUGAGCAAGUGUACAUGGAUAUUGCCAUUGAUUUGAAAGAGUUUUAUCCAGGCUUCACAACACAUAUGGAAUUGUCCAAGACCGAAUUUCUUAGCAACUUGGCAAAUCUAAUACCAAUGCCGGACUACAAUCAAUCGCCGAGAAAUAUGUAUCAGUGUCAGAUGGGUAAGCAAACUAUGGGCACGCCAUGCCUUAACUGGCCCAAACAAGCUGCUAACAAGUUGUACCGCUUGCAAACGCCCACAACACCGCUCUUCAGACCAGUGCAUCACGACAAUGUUCAACUCGAUGACUUUGCCAUGGGCACAAACGCUAUAGUGGCAGUUAUUUCUUAUACCGGCUACGAUAUGGAGGAUGCCAUGAUAAUAAACAAGUCCGCACAUGAGCGUGGCUUCGCUUAUGGCAGCAUAUAUAAAUCAAAAUUCAUCGAAUUAGAUGGUGCGAGUUAUUUUGCACGUAGUCCACAUCUGCCAGAAUUGAAUAAGAUGUUGGACAAUGACGGUUUGCCACAUGCUGGCACAAAACUUUGGCAUGGUUGCCCUUUUUAUUGUUACUUUGACGCUGACACCUCCACUUAUAAAGUGGUAAAAUUAGACGAAAAGGAAGAUUGUGUUGUGGAUAGCGUACGCUAUUGCGGUAGUUUUAAGGCGAACGCACGCCGUAUGGUAUGCGUGACACUACGCAUACCACGUCCACCCACAAUAGGAGACAAAUUCGCUUCACGCGCUGGACAAAAAGGGAUCUGUUCACAACGUUUUCCUGCCGAAGAUUUACCAUUCAGUGAAACCGGGCUUAUACCAGACAUUGUUUUCAACCCUCACGGUUUCCCAUCGCGUAUGACAAUAGCUAUGAUGAUCGAAACAAUGGCGGGCAAAAGUGCUGCUUUGCAUGGUCUCGUACACGAUGCAACACCAUUCCGCUUUUCAGAGAAACACACCGCCAUCGAUUAUUUUGGGCGUUUACUAGAGGCCGGUGGUUAUAAUUACUACGGCACGGAACGCCUUUACUCCGGCGUAGAUGGCCGUGAAAUGACGGCAGACAUAUUCUUUGGCGUGGUACAUUAUCAGCGGCUACGUCACAUGGUAUUCGACAAGUGGCAGGUACGUUCAACAGGUCCCGUCGAUGCCAUAACACAACAGCCCAUAAAGGGUCGCAAACGUGGUGGUGGCGUACGUUUCGGUGAGAUGGAACGCGAUGCCUUAAUAUCACAUGGCGCCGCCUUUCUGCUUCAAGAUCGGCUCUUCCACAACUCUGAUAAAACGCAUACAUUAGUGUGUAGCAAAUGUGGCAGUAUAUUAGCACCGCUGAAGAAGAUUAUUAAGCGCACAGAGACUGGUAAAUUGCAAUCGAUGCCAGACACAUGCCGCUUGUGCGGUAAUGGCGCCGCUGUGGGAUACAUUGAAAUACCAUUCUCUUUCAAAUAUUUAGUAACCGAGCUGAGCUCGGUAAAUAUUAAUGCAAGAUUUAAGUUGAUGACUAUCUAAUGUUUAAUAAUUAUAAAAAAAAUUAGUGUGUCCAGCAAAGUGUUAUAAUAAAUAAUACAGUUUCUUAAAUUUAAAUAAUAAAAA